AUGGCCUUGUUGUUCCACGCUUGGUUCCUGAAGUGGAUCUGUGCAUCAGAGAACUUUCAGGAGAGAUGCUUGGAUGGUCAGGCCUUCUUGCACCAUGACGGUGAGAAAGACAUGCCAAAGCCACAGGGACUGUGGAAAGAAGAAGUCCUGGGACCUGAGACGUGGCACAUAGAGUCCAAGGACUUGGAAAACAACAGCACCAAAGGUUUCAGGCAUUUCCACUACAAUGGGGAGCUCUUCCUCUCUUAUGAUCUGAAGAUCCAUGGAUGGACACUUCCCUGGUCCUCUGCUCAAACCUUGGCUAUGGAAAUCAAAAAGUCCUUGGAUGCAGAUGGCUGUCAGAACUAG
This is a messenger RNA of Mustela lutreola (European mink), 348 nucleotides long. Its product is annotated as MHC class I polypeptide-related sequence A-like. Lineage: Eukaryota; Metazoa; Chordata; Mammalia; Carnivora; Mustelidae. The record is from RefSeq and is a predicted model, not a curated record.